UUUCAUCCCCCACAUCUCCAAUUCUGUCUCAUAUCCUCAAUCUCUCUCGCCCUCUAUACUGCCUUCUUCUCCCCAAAACCCCUUGCGCUCCGUUUCCCCACUCCAAAACGGAACAACCCACAACCCGAAACCAGACUCGAUACCGGACCCACUAACAUCGCCCACAUCCUUAUGGGAAUAGGCGGAUCAGCAGCCACAUGGAACGAUCGCGUCCGAUACAGCUCUCUCUGGUGGGACACAAAGAAAACGCGAGGCUUCGUUUGGCUAGACAAAAUGCCGAAAAACAAGAACAACAGAAAAUCCGAAAUAUCGGAACCACCGUACAGGCUUUCGUCUCCAGACUGGACCCGGUUCAGAUUCUCCAGCUCGAGAUCAGCGGUCAGGAUCGCUAGAAUAAUAAGCGAUAGCUUUAAAUCGAGGCUGCCAAAUGUGAGGUGGUUCGUGAUGGGAGAUGAUGGUACAGUGUAUUUCACUGAUAACUUAGUUUCGGUGUUAGCGAAAUAUGAUCAUAAUCGGAUGUGGUAUAUCGGAGGGAAUUCUGAGAGUGUAGAGCAAGAUUUGAUGCACGCGUACGAUAUGGCUUUUGGCGGUGGAGGAUUUGCGAUCAGUUAUCCACUGGCGGAGAAAUUAGUCAACAUAUUAGACGGUUGUCUUGAUCGGUACUAUUAUUUCUACGGUUCUGAUCAAAGGAUCUGGGCGUGUAUAAGUGAAAUCGGCGUGCCGCUUACUUUAGAGCGCGGAUUCCACCAGGUACGUGUGUAGGUUAUUUGUACAGUUGGCUUUGUUUGGAGUUUUCUUUUUCACACGUGGCAGAUAGGUCAGUCAACAGAGUUUGCCUCUCGCCUGACCGUGUUUGACGGUUAUGUGAGUUGUGGCCACGUGUAACGUUACACUAUUUGGUAAAGACAAAAAAUUUAGAAAAUUAAUAAAUUUCCUUAUUUAGGAAAUUAUUAAAUUUAAUA
This is a messenger RNA of Jatropha curcas, 962 nucleotides long. NCBI's taxonomy places the organism in Eukaryota, Viridiplantae, Streptophyta, Magnoliopsida, Malpighiales, Euphorbiaceae. The record is from RefSeq and is a predicted model, not a curated record.